UACGUCAUACAAACACAAACAAUUGCCUCUUCGCGAGCAACUGCAACGGUAUUACCUGAAGUAAAAAUAUUCAUCGAACGGGAAGUAUAGUUCGAGUGCGUCUCUUGCCAAUAAUUUAAUUCGGAGAGUAAAAAACAGGUGUCUAAAUGGCUGCACCACAACCUCCACCUUAUCCAGGUUUUAGACCUGACAUGGCAGGACAAGUUUAUCCUAACCAACAGUAUUUUCCUGGUCAGCAGUAUCCAGCAGGUCAACCUUAUCCUGCACAGCAGUAUCCAGCUGGGCAACCGUAUCCUGCACAGCAGUAUCCAGCUGGGCAACCGUAUCCUGCACAGCAGUAUCCAGCUGGGCAACCGUAUCCUGGACAGCAAUAUCCAGCUGGGCAACCUUAUCCCAAUCAACAGUUCCCCAAACCAAAUCAGACAGGGGCUCAACCAGGAAACUUUGGCACUUAUGGUAUGCCUCAAACAGCUGGAGAUUCAACAUUCAAAGAAGAAAUUAUACCAGGAUGGACAGGAUUUUCUGACAAAGCUAUUAGAGCUAUAUUUAUAAGAAAGGUCUACUUUAUCUUGAUGAUACAAUUGGCAUUUUCACUUGGAGUUAUUGCUCUUUUUGUUUUUGAGAGACACGUCAAAUUGUUUGUGCAAAGAAACAUUUUCUGUUAUUAUAUAUCAUAUGCCAUAUUUCUUGGUGUGUAUAUUGCUUUGGCUUGCUGCGGAAACUUGAGGAGGAAAUAUCCAACUAAUAUGAUCCUAUUGUCCAUUUUUACUAUAUCUAUGAGUUACAUGCUGGGAACCAUUUCCAGUUUCUAUGAAACUGAUGUUGUUUUGAUGGCAGUUGGAAUUUGUGCUGCAGUAUGCCUUGCAGUUUCAAUAUUUUCGUUCCACACAAAGUUUGAUUUUACUUCUUGUGGUGGAGUUCUCUUUAUCUUGGUUUGGGUCCUGUUUCUCUUUGGAAUCCUCACCAUUUUCACAUACAACAGGAUUAUGACAACCAUAUAUGCUGGAUGCGGAGCUUUGCUCUUUACAUUGUUCUUGGCAUAUGAUACCCAAAUGUUAAUGGGUGGCAAGAAGCAUGAGCUGAGUCCAGAAGAGCAUAUAUUUGCUGCCAUGCAGAUCUAUUUGGAUAUUGUAUACAUUUUCAUGUUCUUGUUGACAAUACUUGGAUCAGGAAGAAGUAAUUAAAGGAGCGCAAAAAGUUGGCACAGAUGCUGCUUUGAAAUGUGUACAUUAAUAAUCAUUGCUGUUUUGAAGAAUAUUUCAAGGUGUUCGAUCAAAUAAAACUCUUUCUUCUUAAAGUUUUUGAGAUUGUUAAAUAUAUAAUUUUUGCUGAGAUUCUUAUUAUUCCAUAUAAUUUUGUAUUGUCUUAAAAGUAUUAAUAUACUUUUAAUACAAAAAGGAUACACUUUCAUAUGACUGACAUUCCUGAAAGUUGUGAUUUUAUCGAGUUUAUGAUAUUCUGAAAUUCUGUUCCCUUUGAAAUAGAUAUUCAUUUAAGAAGAAUGCCUGCAGAGGGAGGUCACAUUUUAAUACUGAAUGCAGUAGUUUUUUACAUGUUGUUCUAGUAUUAUUUUAUGGACAUUGGUAUCCAUCUAAUUUUCUAAAUUUUUUUGAUUAUUAAUCAGUUUAACUUGUAAUAAUGUUUAAUGUAAAAUAAGUUCUCUGAUUAACAUAUAAUGCUGUUGUAUUUGAUUUUUUUUCUAUUAUAUUCUAUUAUAUAUAUAUAUGAUAUUGUUUUAUUUUUAAUUUCUGUACCAAGAGUUCUACAGACAAAAAUUUUCUUAUUAAAAAAAAUUUUUUUAGCUGAAAUAAUUGAUAGAAAAGGUUUUUAAUCCAUUUAGAAACUUAUUGUUUAAGUACAAAAAUGGAUGGAUAUUAUUUGAGAUAAAAUGAGCUUGCAGUUGAUUUUAAUGUCUGUUUAUAUUGCUAAUUUUUGUUUCAUGUUUUCCUAGUCUUGUUUUGUUCAGUGUUUUAAUUUAAUUUGUUGAAAAUAUCUGCUCAGUGAAUAUAUAUAUAUAUAUAUCUUUUUUUCCCCUUCAAGAUAAAUGUAUUUAUCUUGGGAAUAGCACCAUUUCAAUGUGUGUUGUACUUCUUAAUGUGUAUAUAUUGUCAAGAUUAAUUAGUAUAUCUUGAAAUAAUCAUAUUUAAUCUGUAGCUUAUUUAUUACCUCCCUAAUAUGUGCCCGGUUCCUUCACUUGUAAUUUAAUUAUAAUAGAAUAAACUGUCUAUAGAACUUG
Molecule: messenger RNA, 2236 nt
Organism: Argiope bruennichi
Lineage: Eukaryota; Metazoa; Arthropoda; Arachnida; Araneae; Araneidae
Product: protein lifeguard 1-like
Exons: 13
Coding region: 147-1184 (345 amino acids)
Biological process (GO): negative regulation of apoptotic signaling pathway
Cellular component (GO): endoplasmic reticulum; Golgi apparatus; membrane
Source: RefSeq, a predicted model, not a curated record